AUGGUGGAGUUCAGGACCUGGGAGGAGGGAGCAGGGCAAGCAGCAGGACCACAGCCUGUCGGUCAGGAGGGCUGGCUCUGCCCCUUCAGGGAAUCCCACGGGAUUCCGGAGAGCCCCGCGGGGGAUAUAAACAGCUGUGAGAUCCAGAAGAAAAACUGCACAUGGCUCAUGGUAACACAUGAAAUGUGUGUCAAAGACGAUGUGAUGACAGCACUAGGGAAAGCCACUGGUGACGUUGUGCUCAAGUUUGAGCCAUUUGUUCUUCAUGUGCUAUGUCAAGAGCUGCAAGAUGCACAGCUUCUGCAUUCAGUGGCUAUUGAUUCUGGGUUCAGGAACUCUGGUAUUACCGUUGGCAGAGGAGGAAAAAUCAUGAUGGCUGUCCGGAGCACUCAUUGCUUAGAAGUUCCAUUGAGCCACAAGGGGAAAUUGAUGGUCUCCGAAGAAUAUAUUGAAUUUCUGAUACAUGUAGCUAAUCGAAAAAUGGAAGAAAACACAAGGAGGAUUGACAGAUUCUACAAAUGCUUAGAGUUAGCUUUGAAAGCUGCUGUCAGUGCAAACAACUCGCCUUCUGAGGAGACGGAGAAGAAUCGCUCUGUGUACAUUCACAGGAGAAAGAGAAAGACCAUCCAAGAACAAGAUGUACACACCUCUCCAAAGGAUCACAAUGAAGAAUUGGAGCCUGAGGAUGAUACAGAAAGCAAUCUUGAUAUUUUUGCUGAAAUCGUGAUAUAGACUAAGGCAUUUGAAAGCAAAUGGCAAACUGAAUAAUAAUUGCAAUGCUCUUUGUAAGAGAUAUAAAUACUGCUCUGUUCUAAGUAGUAACACUCUCAUGGACGUUUACCAGAAAAAAAGGUAAUUAAACAGAAUUGUGAACAGGUUUAAUGCCACAGAAGCACAGAGAACAAAACCUUAGAAUGUUUUGGUUUGUUUUUUUUUUUAACAGCGCUGUUGAAUUAACAAUCUUUCACUCUCUCUGUCAGUUAUCACAGAAAUAACUGGUUUGCUAAAGCCUUUGGCCAUGUGCUCUAUGGAAGCAUUUCACUUCCAAAUGCUGGGUUUAGGCCUUCUGAUUUUUUGCAGAGCGGAGAAACUCUAAAAACUGGGUUGUUAUCCUUGAAGGUUGUUAAACCCUGUAGGACCUCUGGAAAACAGUGUGCACCAAUAUAGACGGCCAGCUGAAGAACAGUACCUGAUGUGGAGGUUAGAAUAGAAAAGUAGAAGUUACGUACUGCUCUAUGCCGGCUUCUGCCAGGUGCGUCCAGGAUCCUUCCUGACUCUUGCACCAGGCGGCAAAGUUGAUGCCGUUUUCCUGCACUUCACUGUCUUUCAGGCUCCAGCCCCACCGUGUUCAUGUGUUCUGCUUCCCUUGGCCAGCGGCCAUUAAGUGUUAUUUUUCUUUGCAUCUUUUAGCCAACUCUGUAUGCUGAUAGUUUGUUAGCUCACUGACAUAUCAUUCUAUGUGGCCAGCACCCAUCUUCAGUUCCAGCUGUUGGGCAGGAGGUCAACCAAAGUGUACAGUAACGGGCUUUCUUACCAGGCCAUGAACCACUGACAUGCAAUAAAUGUUAACUAUAAAGCAGUGCAAUAAUUUGUGCAUUCUGUAUUGUACUGUUGGAAAAGUCACCCCAUACUUGUAUUUUUCAGAAAAAAGGUGAAUUUGUAAACCUUAGCAACAAUUAAUUCUGAGCCCA
Molecule: messenger RNA, 1691 nt
Organism: Pygoscelis adeliae (Adelie penguin)
Lineage: Eukaryota; Metazoa; Chordata; Aves; Sphenisciformes; Spheniscidae
Gene: TYW3
Product: tRNA-yW synthesizing protein 3 homolog (S. cerevisiae)
Exons: 6
Coding region: 1-732 (243 amino acids)
Source: RefSeq, a predicted model, not a curated record